Kuraishia capsulata CBS 1993 is the source of this 1290-nucleotide messenger RNA. RefSeq lists its product as uncharacterized. The record is from RefSeq and is a predicted model, not a curated record. The transcript has a single exon. Gene Ontology annotation, biological process: arsenite transport; antimonite transmembrane transport. Gene Ontology annotation, molecular function: antimonite transmembrane transporter activity; arsenite transmembrane transporter activity; antiporter activity. NCBI's taxonomy places the organism in Eukaryota, Fungi, Ascomycota, Pichiomycetes, Pichiales, Pichiaceae. The coding region runs from base 1 to 1290 and encodes 429 amino acids. Gene Ontology annotation, cellular component: plasma membrane.
AUGCAGACUGCACAUAGUUUAUGUUCGAAAUCUUUCGAGUCCCCCUUUUCAAAUCCUAGCCACGUAAGCUUGUGCACCAGUGCGGGAUACAAAAUGGACUAUUCCAGCAUUGACUGUACGGAAAGAACUCAGCUUCUCUCUGACAUAUCUGAAAAUGAGAAAAGCGAAAUCGUUGAACGUUAUGGAGCCGAUUGCAUUCGACGUUGUUGCCCCAGACUGAUAUCAGACGAUGCAGAUAACGAGAAAUCUUUGAACAAAAUAGGUUUAAGUAUUAUGGAUUGGCUUUUGCCGGUUUGGAUUAUUGUUGCGAUUGCUCUGGGUCUGAUAUUAGGUAAUUUUGUGCCUAAUACGCACGCUGUUCUUACGAAUGUCAAAUUCGUCAACGUAUCUAUUCCCAUCGCGAUUGGUCUGUUGGUGAUGAUGUACCCUAUACUUUGCCGCAUCCGCUACGAGGAGCUUCACCAUAUAGUAAGACAGAAAUCGUUUUUGGUCAAUAUGUUGCAGAGCGUCGUGAUCAACUGGGUCAUUGCCCCUUUGUUGAUGCUCGGACUGGCUUGGGCAUUCUUACCUGAUAGACGCGAGCUAAGAGAUGGGUUGAUUAUUGUUGGGCUAGGCAGAUGUAUUGCAAUGGUUAAUGUCUGGGUCCAGCUGUCCUCGGGAGAUGCUGAUCUUUGUGCCAUCAUUGUUGCUGUGAAUUCCAUCUUGCAAAUCGUGCUGAUAUCUCCGAUGUCCCUGUUGUUUGUAAAUGUGAUUAGUCAUUCAGACACCGCUCACAAAAUAAGCUACGAUCUUGGUGCUAAGAGUGUGGGUGUAUUUCUUGGCAUUCCCUUUGGAGCAGCCUUGCUGACGAGGCUUGCCAUUCGACCAAUUUGGCCCUCCUUCUACGACAAAAAGCUGAUGCCCACAAUUGCGCCUUUGACUCUCAUUGGUUUGCUGUUCACAAUAAUCAUUUUAUUUGCCUCUCAAGGCCAGGAAGUUGCCCAAAACAUCGUAUCUGUGGUGAGAGUUGCAGCUCCCUUGGUGGUGUAUUUCUUGGUGAUCUUCCUUGCGACCUUCUUUGCCUUUAUGAAGCUUGGUCACGAUUAUCCCAGAACGUGUACUCAAUCUUUUACUGCUGCAAGUAACAACUUUGAACUUGCAAUCGCUGUAUGUGCAAGUGUCUAUGGAAUCGAUAGUCAACAGGCCCUUGCUGCCACAGUGGGCCCUUUGGUCGAAGUACCAGUGCUUGUGAUAUUUGUGUACUUUGCAAGGUUCAUUCGGCCUCGACUUUCUUGGAAGAGACUUGCUUAA